GUCCCCGCGCGGGGCCUUCCACCACGAGCACCCCCCUUCGGCCAGGCAGCCCCACCUGGGAGCCUUGGCUGUAGGGCAGCCCCCUCCCCCGCUCCAGAUGGGGGGGAAUUGAGGCGCAGCCCGGGGUGUGACUUCCCCAAGGUCACACCGCACAUCCCAGCCCUGACUGUCUUUGACUUGCUGCGAGGCCGCGCUCCCCCGAGAUCAACCGGUCGCUUCUCCACCCCCCUUCCCCUUUACACGGGGUCGCAGGUGCCAGCCAUUCUUCCCCACGCCUUGCGGCCCCUGUCCUGAGCUUGUAGGUUUUAGGCGUCAGGCAUUUUUCUUUUCAAAUGCCUCUUGACAGUCCUUCCAUCACCUCUUUGGUCUUGCUCAUCCUUUUUUGCUGUCCUUCUUUCCAUGCUUCCUUGUUGCUUUUCUCCCGUUCGUAUCCUAUGUCGAGCCUACCUCAGGUGUGUGCUCUCCCGCCUGUCUCCUGUGGGACAAGUCAGAUGUGUUGAAAUGGGGUCUUUUCAGUUUAACUCUACUAUGCCCAUGGCACGUGUAGUCAGUUACGGUGUUACACGCUGCUUGUUAAAUUUAAUGCUUACCUUUGAAUGAUGAAUAUUAACUUGAGAGACAAGGUGGAUGAGGUAAUACCUUUUAUAGGACCAACUGUGGUCCAGUAAACCGCUGUGUGGCUCAAAAGCUUCUCUGUCAUCAACAGAAGUUGCUGCAAUAAAAAAUAUUACCUCACUCACCUUGCCUUGCUGAUAUUCUGGGACCAGCAUGGCUGCAACAACACUGCAACCAAGUAUUACCUUAUUUAAGUUGGAUUGCCUGUUAAAUAGUUACUACAAACAACAAAACAGGCUAGACAUGGGGUAGCAGCCCUGAAAUACUGGAGUGAAAGAUGGGGCAUAGUGGGCAUCUUUAGGUGUCCAGCAACACAAAUAGUUGAAGGUAUUAAUUUUGUGACACUGGGCCACAAAAUAAACAUGCUAUUCUGCUUCUCUAUCCUUUUGGCUAUUCACUUCAGAUCAGGCCAGAAAUGGUCUCUUAUUGGUCAGAUGUAGCUAGUAAUCAGCAGGUGUGUGGCAACUAAGUAUUGACAGCAUUUAAUGGAGCUGAGAGGUAGAUUGGUAUUGAUUACAUCAAUCCUUUCCUGAACAUAAGUAUCGAAUUGUUUCAAAGUAAUGAUGGGAAUUAAGGGUGGAGGCUGCCGAUUAAGUCUGUUUAAGUCAAUUUAUGUAUGAAAUUUGGUCUUUGGUAUGGGGGGAAGGCUAGCAUUCUAUUGCCUUCUGUCUUAAGUAAAUAAUUUCUCAGUGGUGAAGUGUUCAUUUAAGAGGACUAUGUCUUAAUCGCAAUAGAAUAUAAAGGUGAUUGUGUAAAGGGGGACGACUAAUAGAAACAUUCAGGCAUACUUAGAAAUGAACUCACUGCCUAUUAAUUUUCUCAUGACUUCAAGUCAUUUAAGAGAUUUAUAAGACUUCUUACCCUAAGUGUGAUUUCAAACAAUGCAGACUUGAGGUUCAUUGGUCACUUCAUAGCAGUACAGUGCCUAUGACCAUUGCUAGAUUUUGACCUCUGUGGGAGAGAGCAUUUAUGCAGAAUUUUACUUUCUCCAGUAACAAGCAGGUUGGAUUACUGCCAAAGAGAAUCCACGUUUUGAUAAAUAGUCUAAUUACUGUUUUGUCACAGUGAUAUAGUCUUCCCCCUUUAAAGAUAGAGCCACUUAAACAGAUUUUUCAAAGGGAUUGAAGAGUUCAGGGCCCAAUUCCCAUUGAUUCUUAGUGGGAUUUGGGCUCCCAAUUCCUUUGGGCCCAUUUGAAAAUCCCAGCUUUAAACAUUAGUCAUUAAAGCUAUAUUAUUUAUGUACUGAGUCAGUACAUUCAUUUUAAAGGGGCACUGAUUCCAAUGUACCUUAGCAAGAUAAUUCUAUCAGUAAAAUAAACUUUCUUCUAUUAAACUUCAACUGCAUUUAAUUUUCCUUCUAAAAAUAUGAACAUGAGGCAGUGCAGAGGUGAGAAUGCAAAACUUCGUUUUCGGCAGCCCUUUUACGAGUCAGAAACUGCCUCUGAAAAAUGCAGCAGAGCAAUGCUAAAGUGGCAGUGCUUGGUGCCUCUGGAGGGAUUGGCCAACCGCUUUCCCUUCUACUGAAGAAUAGCCCCUUAGUGAGCCACCUCAGCCUAUAUGAUAUUGCUCACACCCCUGGCGUUGCAGCUGACCUCAGCCACAUUGAGACAAGAGCCAAUGUCAAAGGUUUUAUUGGAUCUGAGCAGUUGCCAGACUGUUUGAAGGGUUGUGAAGUUGUAGUUAUUCCUGCAGGAGUCCCUAGAAAACCAGGUAUGACCCGUGAUGACCUAUUCAAUACCAACGCUACCAUUGUUGCGAAUUUGACGUCUGCCUGUGCCAAGCACUGUCCAGAAGCCAUGAUCUGCAUUAUUGCUAACCCGGUAAAUUCUACCAUCCCAAUAACCUCUGAACUUUUUAAGAAGCAUGGGGUUUAUAAUCCGAACAGAAUCUUUGGUGUUACCACACUGGACAUUGUCAGAGCAAAUACUUUUGUGGCUGAACUAAAGGGCUUAGAUCCAGCCCGAGUAAACGUUCCCGUUAUUGGUGGCCAUGCAGGGAAGACUAUCAUCCCUCUGAUCUCUCAGUGUACACCAAAAGUGGAGUUCCCUCAGGAUCAAUUGGAAACGCUUACGGGGAGAAUUCAGGAGGCUGGUACUGAAGUUGUGAAAGCUAAAGCAGGAGCAGGAUCUGCCACCUUAUCUAUGGCAUAUGCUGGUGCCAGGUUUGUCUUUUCUGUCCUGGAUGCAAUGAAUGGAAAGGAAGGGGUUAUUGAAUGUUCCUUUGUUAGAUCGGAAGAAACAGAGUGCCCAUACUUCUCCACACCUUUGCUGCUUGGGAAAAAUGGAAUUGAGAAGAAUCUAGGUAUUGGCAAGAUCUCUCCUUACGAAGAAAAGAUGAUAGCUGAGGCCAUGACUGAGCUGAAAGCUUCUAUCAAGAAGGGAGAGGAGUUUGUGAAGAGUAUGAAGUGAAGAGCGGAUAGGGAAGAAGAAUUACAGUUUCCUUAAUUUAUUAAGGCAUCAUGUCACUUUAAAAGACUCCAGAUGCAAAGCACGAGCUUUGAUCGAAGUCACUCUGUAUUAGUGUAUUAUCUGCUCUCAAUUUGUCAAUUGGAAUUCUACUCAUCAAUAAAACAGCCUCCUGGUUUUUUCAGGGUA
Molecule: messenger RNA, 3209 nt
Organism: Chelonia mydas (Green sea turtle)
Lineage: Eukaryota; Metazoa; Chordata; Testudines; Cheloniidae
Gene: MDH2
Product: malate dehydrogenase 2
Exons: 9
Coding region: 2064-3023 (319 amino acids)
Biological process (GO): tricarboxylic acid cycle; malate metabolic process
Cellular component (GO): cytoplasm; mitochondrion
Molecular function (GO): L-malate dehydrogenase (NAD+) activity
Source: RefSeq, a predicted model, not a curated record